AUGCAAGAGCCAAGUCCUGGAAAUGUACAGAAAAAAGCGUCGUCGGAAAUACUCUUCGCCGAUUAUGGAAAGAAUAGUACAGAUGGAGAAGAUCCCACUCCGGAGAACAAACGGGUUAUUGAUUUGUACGAUCCAGUAGACGCGAUGAGCUUAAAUCGGGAGAAAGAUAGAGUAGUAGUUUCAGGAAUUAGAGGCGUUCUUCAAAUUAUCAAAGUUCAAAGAAAUAAGGAUAGCGAUGAAAUAGAAACUCCUUCAAUUGUCAAAGAUCUCGAUAUGAGAGUCUAUCGAAAAGGAAAAAUAAACAUUUUGUACUCGGCACAAAAUGUGAAAUGGAAUCAACUUUACGAUCAGUAUAUAGCUACAACUUCUUCCAAUGGAUCCAUUGUUUGUUGGAACGUUUCUAGGAAAAAUAAAUCCGUUUUCAAAGCUCAUGAACGGUCGGCAACAUGUCUCGAUUGGCACGCAACAGCUCCUUAUAUUCUCGUUUCUGGAUCUCGUGACUGUACAGUUAAAUCAUACGAUAUGCGGGUGAAAGAUAACCAUCAGCUCACAUUCAGUGAUCGAAAUUGUGAAUCGAUUCGUGAUGUUGCAAUGUGUAAAGCACCUGGAUUCGAUGACUAUUUCUUCACUGGAGAUGACGGUGGAGUUCUUCGUUUGUGGGAUUUACGACAAACAAGACGAUGGAUUUUUCAAAAAGUUGCUCAUCGAUCGUUUGUUUCCACGCUUUCUUUGAAUCCGCACAAUCGGCAACUACUAGCUACUGGAGGUGGAAGAGACAAGAUGGUGAAGAUUUGGGAGUGGUCUGGAGCAGAACUCAACCGUGUAUCAGUGGUGGAAACAACAGCUCCACUGGGUAGAGUUGCCUGGCGUCCCGAUAAACCAUACCAUCUGGCAACGUGUGCAAGUGUAAACGAAACAACUGUUCAUGUUUGGGAUGUAAGAAGACCAUAUCUCCCUUAUGUAACAUAUGACGAACAUCGUGAUAGUGUAACUGAUGCCUGUUGGCCAACAAACGAUUUCGAUGUGUUUUUAACCUGCGGAAAAGAUGGACUUGUUGUUCUUCAUAAUAUUGAUUCAGGACAUGCACCUAUUUCGUACGCUUGUGAUGUUGCGUUUGAUGUUACUCCCGAUGGAACGAUGGGAGUUGCCGUUAACUCGGAAAUUCAUGCCAAGAAUGAUGCUGAACUCGAACUGAAUGCUAUUCCCUUAAAGGGGAAGAAGAUAAUCCGUCAAAUUCCAUACGAAUCAUUUAACAAACCAAUCAAAAGUUUGGUAUGUUUCGGGGUCCCUGAAUCUCUAACACAUAGUUUGCCACCUACGAUAUUCUAUAAAAUCGCUGAAAAGUACAUCAUUGGUGGUGUAGAAAUUAUUCAACUGUGUGAAACGAAUUCAAAAACUGCUCGAAAAAAUGGACUCGAACAUGUGGCACAAACAUGGAGACUCGUUGAAGCUCUUUGUGAACAAGCAAAAAUUCAAGAGGAAUACGAUAGAUUAUCAGUUGAGGAGAAGGAAAGAAUUAUUCGAGCAUGGGCUGUAAGAAAGAAAGAGCUUGCCGAGGAAGGUCGUAGAUGGCUUGCCAAUCUGAACGAUCAUUAUCGAGAUGAUGUAAAGAAGCAGGUCACACAACGACUAGAAAACACUCAACAUGUGACAGCUUUCUUAAAAUUCUCCAGUUCCUCGGGAUCAGAAGCCUCCGAUAAUGAGAAAGUCGGCGAUACUGACAAUAAGCGAAACGAGGUUGAUAGAAUGGCACCAAACUUUGAUAGACUUCUUAGUAAGCAGAAGAAAAGAAAGAAGAAAAAUGCAGCACCCAUCGAUUUCUAUUUUGGGGCCGGAGAAGCGAAUUUCAAAGGCGGCAAACGAGAGCAUCUGCAUUACAAUGAGUUCAUGGGUUUGAGAGCGGAAGCUUAUGAGUUGCGAGACGAAGAAAAAGAACGUAGAUUCUUCUGUAAAGCUCGGAAACAACCAACUAAUGCUCAAGAGUAUGAGGAAUUUCUAAUGCAAGAUAGUGAAGCAGAUUAUCAAGCGUGGUCUCCAAUGCUUGAAAUUUACCGUCUUCUCCUAUAUCAUGCUGAACAGGGAGACAUGCAGACUUGUGCAACCGUUUCGAUGGUUUGUGGAAAGAAACUUCUCGAUGCAGUUGAUCCAUAUACAGUGAAUGGUUGGAUCAAGUGUUAUAUGGAAAUGCUCGAUAGAUUAGAACUCUUUCUGGUUACUGCAAAAAUACGAAAAUACUGCACUCUGGACAGUAUUAGUUCUGUGUCUCGUGAGAACACUACAAUUCAGCUAGCUCAUGCUGAUUGUGAUGCACUGAUUGUCAAUGGACGGUGUACGAAAUGCGAAGUUUUGGCACAAGCAGACUGUACUGUAUGUCGAUUCGCUAUUGUCGGUAUGACAUAUCAAUGCAAUCUUUGUGGACAUUGUAUGCACGCUGACCAUGCCUAUGAGUGGUUUCAAAAAUCGAAUUCUUGUGCUUUUCGUGGAUGUCCUUGUCCUUGCGGAGGGAACACAUGGCCUGAUGGAAUCCGCACGUUUAUUGGAAACGACGAAGUGAAGAAAGGGCAUAGGAAAUUCAACCAUUUAGAGCAGCAAGUUGAGCCCAUAAGUAACAGAGUUGAUGUUUCACGACUUGACACUGAUUCAGAAGAAAGUCCAGAUGAAGAUUUAGAGUGGUCACCCGCCAAUAACAUUCUUAAAAAUAAGUAUGGAGAAGUUCCAUGCAAAGAUUGGAAUACGGAAUGGGCCCAACAACUUCUCCAAAUGUGUUCAUUGCGAAAUAUGAAACCACACGAAAUCGCUGCACUUGAGGAAGAAAAAGAGAGAGAGCGAGAGAAAAGUGAAACUGAAGACGAAAAUCCUCAUAUUUGGAGUCCGAAAACUCAAAAAGAGUUGGAUGAAAGUGACAUUCGAAGGACAUUUAUGUACCGCCUUGAAGAUGACGAUAGAGAGAAAAAAGAAGUAAUUGAGUCCACGCCAACUGAAGAGGAAGCAUACGAUGUUGAUCGAGAAGACUUCGUUUGGGAUUUUCUGGCUUCAUCUUCAUCAGAAGACGAAAUAGUAGAGACGGAGAGUGUGGUAGACCAAUGGCCAAGAUUAGAGCAGAUUCCAGAAGAAGAUGAAGAUUUUAUAGAGGAUGAAGAUGGAAAUGAAAUACGGAAGGUUUUACCGAAAGAAAAAGAAAAGAAGAAACCAAAGCUGAAACCGAAGCCGAAGAAAAAAGGAAAUGAAGUCGCUCGAAAACGAUUUGUGGAAAAAAUCUCUAAUCGAAGUCGCGGACCGGAAGAAAGACCUCUUGUUCUGUUCGAUGAAGAAAUGGCUUCAAUGAAAGAAGAUAAAUGGGACAUGCUCGAAUGUGAUGACUACAUUCAUUCAAUCGGACACAUCGGAGUUCCGCCACAACAAUUCUCAGCAAUAUAUGAAAGAAAGCGUCGAGAUAAUGAACGAGUCACUUCUCCGACAUUAACAUUUGCAAUCAGAAAUCAUGUGAAAACUAAAAGUGGAUUAUAUUGUAGUACUUCUGCUUCUGAAACUGACGUUGAUGAAGAAUUAGGGUUUGAGAAGAGAUGUUGCGAAAGCCGUCAAAAUGGUACUGAUGGUAUCGUUACGGAGAGAGAAGGAACAGUAAAACCAACACUGUCGUAUGGAGAACGAGCUUUGAAGAUUUUGAGCAUGAGCAAAAAGGAGCUCAAGAAACUAAAAGCCAAGAAAGAGAAGAGGAGAAUCGAUAUAAUCUAUGGGAACAUUUUUGGCAAAUCAAAUCAGCAAACAGCCGAAUUAUCCCCAGAUGAAUUUAUUGUCUCUAGUUCAUCAGAUGACAGUGACUCAACUAAUUCCUCUAAAUCAACUACAACAGUUUUUAGUGAAUCGUCUGCUUCUGAGCUCUUCAUUCCUGUCCCAGAAGCGACGCCACUCAACGUCAAUGAAGGUUACAAAGCAGAAUCAGAAGAUGGUUUCUCGUCAGAAUCUACAUCUCACGAACAGUUGUCAGCAGAGCCAACACUCCGAUUACCUACACCACAAGCUACCGGCGAUCUUUAUUUAAAGCCAGAAAGUCCGAAGCGUGUGGUCGUUCACAAGAUGAAGAAAUACAAAAAGGUAAGAAGCGCACUGGCUUACUCAGUUGAAGAUGUGGGAAGAUAUCCUGAUGAGCAUGCUGACAACUACUUCAUAUGCAUAAAUGGGGCAGUCCCUUCUCCUACACAAUCCCGGUUAUCCAGUCCACAAGUGUCUCCAAUGCAAUCAAUUCCCAGUUCCCGGUUUUCUUCUGAACUGGAUCCCCCUCCUGCGCCCCUUACUUCAAUUAUGGCACCAAGUAAAAAAGAUUCAGAAGUUGAAAAAGAGUCAGAAAAACUUUCUGAGUCUUCUGAAGAACACUUUGAUUCUGGGGUUCAAGAACACAUACAUUCUGCACCACCUUCUAGAAAAACGAGCUCAAUAAUUACCUCUGACGCUCCAAUAAUAGAACCACCUGCUAUCACAUCAUAUGCUAAUCCAAUAUUCUCCCGAAUCACUGGGAGACCUCGAUCAAGGCCAGUCACUAUUUGUGGGAGCGGGUAUGAGAAUGUUACUUCCGUAAAUGGAUCUGGUAUGCAUAGUGCUCCUGCAACAAAUGCUGUCAACCAACUUUUUCCACCUAGCUCAUCUUUACCAACACAUUCAAUAUUUGCCGAUAGUAAGAAUGGGGAUGCAAAUGUGGUUGAAACUGGGAAUCGUCAUAAACUCAGUGUGCCCUCAAUGCCCUUCGCCCCUCAAAAGAAACUAUCUAAUGGGAACCAGAAUAAUCUUCUGGUCACAGAUUGCCCGCCAUCAUCUCCCAAUUCAAGACGAGAAAACAUUUAUGUGGGGAGUGAAAGUAAAAUGACAGGGUCCCAUUCCUCCCUGUCUAUUCAUUCUAAAAUCAAUGGAACCGAGAACAAAAUUAUGCAGAAACAACCUGAAAAAGGAAAGAAGACAACAGAGGCUUCCGACUCGGAUUUGUUCUCAAUAGAGGAAGAUCUCUUUGGAUCAGAAGGACCUUCAGACGAAGAUAACGGUGAACCGUUUUUCCCUGCAUCCGAAGAUAUUCCAGUGAUUCGAAGCACAAAGCAUCCAUGGGAAAACGAACAACAGUACCAACAACGACUUCUAAGUGAAAAGGAGGAAGAAGAAGAAGAACGAAGAGAAGAGGAGGAAAAGGAGAGAGAGAUUGAAGCUCAACUCGCUAUUCUGAACCGGCAUACGCCGAUGAUGAGGGAACUUGCCAAACGAAAACGAAGACUGCUAAAACCAAAAAUUCCACCAGACCGAAAACCGUUUACUAAAGCAAUGACAUCAUUGAAACGUGUUAAAUUCACAGAAGAAGAUUAUGAUGUGGCAAUGACAGUUGCACUUGGGAAUUUGGAAUCGGAUCAUCCAUUAAAGAGUGACAAUUCGGACUUCGAAGAAUUCGUGCGAGAGCAAGAAAGAUGUCUUCCAUGUCAACAUGAAGUCAAAGAAAACAAACGAGAGAAAGAAUAUGUGAAUUGGUUGAAAAAUAUAUCGGAAGAGAAUCAAAUGUUUUUUGCCAAAUCUCUUAGUGAUCCAUGUGCCGUAUUCCAGCUAUCUCACCUAGAAAAAACUGCUUCACAUUUAAUCGAGUUCAUCAAAAUGUUCUAUUUCAUCAAAUGGGAAGAACUUCUUAAAAUCGACAAUGAUUUCAUGCUGAAAGAAGUUUAUGAGUUAUGGCAGGACUAUCGGAAUAAAAGACCAAGAGUUUGCAGGACUCAUUUCCGAGAUUAUCAGUUCCGAUUCUUCGCUUCUUCAAUUGCCACCAAAAUGAAACAACAUCUUAUCACGGAUGAGUCACCAACUGUGAAGCAAGGAUUACUCAACUACGAUUGGCUGCACCUCAAACCUUGUGUUAAUACAUUAAAUGAUGAUUUGGCAACAAUUGAUGACAUGAUGGAUACUGUCGUUCAGCGAAAUCCAAAUUGGACAACAGAAGAGAAGGCAGUUGCAAAUCGAUAUUGGGAUUUAUUUGGGGAUGUUCCACUUCAUAUUGAAACCACUGAUAGGGUUGCAGUCCCGCCGUUAUCGGAAGAUCAGCUAGAGAUCAUUGAUGAAUCGAACUGUUGGACGAAGAAAAUGAUCAAAAAAGCACUGUAUAAAGCCAGAAAAUACGAUAUCAAACUAACAUACACGAAGCAAAAGAAGCAGAAGGAUAUGUUUUAUGUACAGGACAGAUCGGAGAAAGUGCUGAAUCGAGAAUGGCAAAUGCGUUUGGAGAAAAUGGUCAAUGAAACUCGGCAUGUUGAUCUCGCAAUGAGCACUUUUCGAAUAAAUCCCAAUGAUAAACUGAUCUACACUACUGAUGAACAUCAUCCCUGGCCAAUAUGUCAGUUUGAUACAGGAAAUCACUAUGUGACAGUUCAACCAAUGGUUUCAAGAAGAUAUGAUCAGAUGAAGUCUCGUGUUAGAAGGAAGUUUACAUUCAGACGAACUCAUAAAGCUGUCAAGAAUGCAAAGCAUAUUGCGAUUACAACCGAUGAGCUUCGCAAGUUACCUUCGUUCAAACGAUUUGAGCCAAAGCUACAAAAAGCAACUGAGUUCAAAAAUAUGAUGUCAAAACACUACAAAGUCGUUGAUAGAGCAAUUGUCGAAAACCGACAUCAUUUGAACACAAUUGUAGAAGAAGAUGACGAGGUGGCACUCAUUGUCCAAAUGCUCGAAAAUCGCCCGUUCAAAUCCGGAAAACGAAGGCUCGAUUCAGAAGAUGUGUUUGCAGAAAGACGUGAACAAAUUGAUUAUAGAGAUCGGGACGUUUUGGCGAGAAUGAUUGCAGAAAAGUAUCGAAAACAAUUGGAAGACUAUGAAAAACACGAGGCAGCCAAAAUGAAAAUAAUGAAAAAACACUGGAUGCCUGAACUUCGGAGAAAGAUUCAUGUUGCUCGAAGAGUUAUAGAAAUCGGAAGAUUGAUGGUCGAAGAAGAUGUGCGAAAAUGGAUGGAAUAUCAAUAUGAACUGAUGUUUGCCAAAAAGACUUUCAGAAAGAAUUCGUACAUUACCAAAAAGCUAAUGAGUAAUAAUGUUCCAGUCGAAUGGCUUGACUCAGUCGACGACAUCGAUUUUGAAGAACCCUUUUCUCCUCCUGUUUACGCUAAACCGUUGACUCCGGUUGCAAGAUACAAAUGGAAUCCUGGUCCUUCUGCUUACAAUUCGUCUUCAGAUGAAGAGGAUUACGACCCAGAUGAUGAAAAGCCUGAAGAUGACGUUUUUGUUACCUUUGAAACACAACCAGAUUUACCUGUUAUCGCUGGAAAACUGCAAAACAUAAUCAAAGAAAAAUUGGAGUUAGCAGACGAUCUGGUUGAUGAUGAAUGGGAGUAUUCUGAUGAUUCAAGUGUUUCCACGUGGUUUGAUAACGAUACAGAUGACAUUGUGAACAGACUGAUUAACAAGGAUUAUGUGGACGAGCAUAUAGUAUUGAAAGAGAGAUUAAAAGGCCCGCUCGGAAGAAAACUGUGGGAAGUAAUGGCUGAACGACAAAGUCCAGAACCGCUGUCAGAUGAAGAAGAGAAUACGUCAUUUGAUUUGAUGCUGAGAAAAGAUGAAGAAGAGAAAGAAAAGAAACAAGCGGAAUGGAUGGAAGAGAAUGCUGAUCUUGAUGAUAUAGGCGUUUCUGAUGGGAAAACGAGGAAAGAAGUAACGAAGAUGGAAACAGAAAGAGAUUCAUUGAAGUAUUUCAAGAGAGAAGACAGGAAAAAAGAGAUGGAUCAAAUACGAUGGUUUUUCAAAAAAUUUGCAUUGGACCAUAGUUACACAUCUGAACCUUACGUGUGGAAUGAUGAGUUGCACGAAGCGAUCGCCACGAUGCAUCGAAGUGAGUUACGCAGAGUUGGAAAUCGAAUUCAUCAAAACAUGAAGAACGACUACGAGUUGAGAAUGAUGCAAGAUGACAUGGUGACUGAAAUCAUUCCUGCGGAUGAGACUAGUCUUCAAUACAAAUUGAUCAACUUUUUAUUGUUCCGAAAUGAUGGAGAAAAUUUCGAAAAGUCUUCAAUGCGAGCUGCUGAUUGCUCCAAGAUGUUAAAACCCAUUCAACAGUAUGAGAUGUUUUUCGGUAGAGAAGGAGCAUACAAAUUAAAAUCGAUAGGCGAUGAUAUGCUGGCAUAUCAGGAUAUUCGUAAUUCUUUCAAAUAUCUUUCUCGACACUGGGGUGACAAUCGUUGUAUUUCGGCAGAAGCUGUACGUAGAUUCGUGAAAGUGUGGUGGUACAAUUCGAAAGUCACACUUCAACGUUUCCUUUCUAGUUGUAAGGAGACUAUGGAAACUGGUGGUCAGAUUUUUGACAGCAUGGUGCAUUGGUACUACAACUGUCAAAACAGAAAAAUUGCUCAAGAGACUUUUGAUCAGCUAGAAAUAGGGUGCCUAAUGAACGAUAUUCUGCAUACUGUGGACGAAUAUGUAGAGGAAACGGAAAUGCUGUGCCGUAUGACAACAUCAUUAGAGGAGAAAAAAGCAUAUUCGACAAUGGAUUACUUCGAUUGGUAUUAUUUCAAGCAUGGAUAUCCAGAUUGGUACGAAAGCGAAGAAGAUACUGAAUCGGAUUCGUCUGCUUCGAGUGUUUCCGAGAUUAUACCAAUCACGGAAGACUCGAAACCAAAUUCUCUCAAAGCAAAUGGUUUGCUCUCUGAAGAUCAUGCUUCUCCUAUUAAAAUAAUGCCGGAUCAACCUCGAAGAGCAUCGGAGAUUGAGGAGGAAGAAGAUCAUCAAUCAGUUAAUCCAUUCACCAGAAGAAGAAAAAGUGUUCUAACCGGAAAUCCUAACAAAGAAAUGAUGGAUCAUUACUCUAAAGUCUACAAUAAACUGAAAGAACUUGAAAUUGAAAAACGACGAAAGCAGGAAGAGGAAGCUGCAAAGCUAACAGUAGCAAGGUGGGAACAGGCAGAAAGAGAGAAACUAUGGGAUAUUGAAGAUAUGGAGAAAAAGGUUCAUGAUUUCUUGAUGAUGAAUUUGUCAAUAAAGGAGAAGAAAGGCAGAGAGGAUCCUGAUAAGAUCCCAUAUAAAGACUGGAGAGAUGUUAUGGAAAAUUCAGAAGAAGACGGAUAUAAAGACGUCCCGAGUUGUGCGAUGUACGGAAAAAGUGACAUGUCAACUAUCAAAGUUCUAGAAAUGUGUGGACUUCCACUUAGUUUGGACAACCAACUGUUUGUAAUGGAAAUGGAUGAAUGCCAGUCAGCUGCCACGUCUGUUUCUGAUGCUGAAGAAAUAGCAAGUGUCAUCGAGAAAGACUUCGUAGAUGACAAAUUUGGAACUAGUCCUGACAUUGAUGACGACGCAAAAAGUUACUCAUCGACCAGGCAUGUUCUUAAACAUGAACUUCAUUUCCAGCGAGAUCUGGAAUGCCGAAGACUCCCUUCGUGUGUUCUUCUCUUCAAACCAGAAGAGUUCUUCGAAAAUCCAACCGACACUACUCGAGAAUUCACGAAGUGGAAACGAAUCAUAGAAGCAAGCGAAUGUCCAUUCUCUUUCAAUAAACUUGUUAUGAGAGAACGAUUGAUUCAAAAGUGUAGAGAAGAAUGUCAAUACGGUCUGAUGGAGAGAUACUUUGCAACAAAUGAAAGGAAUCAUAAAAGUGUUAUCGAGGUUUUCAAGAACUGUUUUAUUCUAGUCGUUGUGGAUACAGAACUCAAGCCAUGGGAUUGUAGAGUUGUUUCUCUUGAUGAUUUAUCAAAACCAGCAAAGGAUAAAAUUAGUUAUCUCAGAAAACUAAUGGUCGAAGACUCUCAAGAACAAUUGCUCAAGUGGCUAGAGAUCAAUAAAAUCGACACGGAAGUUUAUUCUCGUUGUCCUGUACUCAUUGUCACAGAUGAAAAUCUAACAUUAUCUCACGCAACACAAAUGUCCGAAUUUCUGAUUGAAGAUCGUGUGAAAGAUGAGUGGCUCAUUAUAAAGAGAGAAGAAGGAGUUCGAGCAUUAGAUGCAAUAAUCCGAAUGCCACCACCGCCGAGUCACAAGCUUGAAGCCUAUAAAGUCAUAUUCAAGCCAAUCUACGACGCGUGGUACAAGGUUUGGAGCUUUGAAAACGCUCAAUCAAAUGCAAGAACACCCGUUGUUCGGAAGUUCGAUCCGGUAAAAGAGUAUUUGCAUAAAGCUAGAAUGAUCGUGAAUUACGCUCAUCAACAUUACCGUAUGAAGAGGUUUGAUUCAUUAAUGUCGAAAGAUCCAACCGAAUUCCAAUUGGUGGAUCGAUCAGAUGUCCCAAGUGCUUCGUUGUUCGAUAGUCUUGACGCCGCUGUCAGCAAGUUCUGCAAUGAAGAUUCGACUCAUCUCGACGAACCCAGUAAGCAAGUUGUCAAAGAUACACUUAUUCAAUUAGCAACUGGAAAGAUUCCAUACUUCACAACUAAUUAUUUCGGUGGAUAUGACUACACUGAAAACUUGGGACUAACCACACAAGAAGACGAGGAGAAUGACGAUGACAGGCUGCCAAUUUUGAGAAAUACAGAUUUCGUUCAACCAGAUACUCCUAAUGCCAAAUAUUUGGAUAUGGAAGACUGUGAAGAAGAAAUAGAAUGGCUCAGGAAUAUGUAUGAGGAGUCUGAUUUCCAUAGACGGCGAUUCAUGGCUGUACUUAUGUUUGAACUUGCUCAGAAAGCAAUGUUCAAGUUUGCACCGAAUAUGGGAGAUUUCGAGAAGGCUAAGAAUAGAUUCGAACAUUUGUUAACUAUGCACGCUAAACAGAGACCAUUGCUUGACAUGAUGAUAACAAAAGUUCGAGGAACUUACUUCAUGCCACUCGAGACAAAUCUCUUCCUCUACAAUUCUAAGCUUAUCACGUUUGGAGAAUUGGUCGAUUCUGAAAUUCAUCCGGAAGAUUGGAAGAAUAAAAAAAUAAGUUUCGAAGACUACAGAAGACAGUUUCCAAAAGAACCACACGCGAUGUCUGAUUUCUUAGAAAUGAAUGAAAAUGAUAGUGACACUGACAGUGGAUCAGAAGUCCGUUCAGAUACUUCUUCAUCGUUGGGAAGUUCUACAGAAUCUCUAAACAGCUCGAAGAAAGCAAGACGGACUCGCAAGACAAUCAAUAAAGCACAAAGAGAGCUGAUGUUGAUGAAACUUCGAUCAAAACCUGUCAAUCCGGAUGAAGUGUUUGCUCUGGAAAAAAGAGCGCUUGGACCUAAAAAGUGGAAGUUAAGAAGACGGUUGAAUGAAUAUUUGGAGUCCAUAGCAGAUCUUGACCGUAACAAACUGGAGGCGAAGUUACCAGCGAAGAAGCAAGAUCUUCUCAAAUAUAUAACUGACCUUAUUGUUAACAACUCGGAUACUGCUCACUGGUCAUGGGGAGACCUGAAAAUGAAAACGAAAGUCGGUUUAAUCCCACCUGUAAAUAGGAUGAGACCGAAGCAUUUCAAUAGGAUUAUGAAGGGAAAAAAAAUGUACAAACCUCCGAAAAAAUAUGAUCUGAAUGAUGCCCAAUCCAAUGGCCGCAAGUGGUUCUAA
This is a messenger RNA of Caenorhabditis remanei, 11460 nucleotides long. RefSeq lists its product as uncharacterized. Gene Ontology annotation, molecular function: protein binding. Gene Ontology annotation, biological process: positive regulation of TOR signaling. The coding region runs from base 1 to 11460 and encodes 3819 amino acids. The transcript is spliced from 35 exons. Lineage: Eukaryota; Metazoa; Nematoda; Chromadorea; Rhabditida; Rhabditidae. The record is from RefSeq and is a predicted model, not a curated record.